AUGAGUUUAGUUGGAGCUACUAAAUCUUUACUACUUUUGGGUCGGUGUGCUCCGUCAGUCAAACAGAAUGCAUCAAAAAUUGUUGUUAAGAAAUUAGAAUUAGACCAGAACUUAUUAAUGUAUUUUCACAAAGAUGAAGUUUAUUAUGCUCAUGAUCCAGAACAGCAGUGUAAGACAGGUGAUGUCGUGCUCAUCCAAGAAUUAUCAGAAAAACUAACAACUCACAUUACACAUCAAGUACUCAAAGUGGUGUAUCCUUUAGGUGAUGUUACAGAUCCUAUAUCUAAUAAAAAAGUAGCAACUCUUCGAAGUGGAACAGUUGCUUACAGGGACGAUUUAGAAGAAAUUGAUAAUCUGUAUGGUCUAACCAAGAAACGAUUCAAUUAUGUCAACGCACCCAAAAGAGGAUGGCAAGAGGACAAAAAAGAUUUUUCUCACAAAAAAAGCUACAUCAAAUACCAUGAAUCUGAAGAAGAACAGCCAUAUUCAGUUCCAAGAUAA
This is a messenger RNA of Macrosiphum euphorbiae (potato aphid), 501 nucleotides long. NCBI's taxonomy places the organism in Eukaryota, Metazoa, Arthropoda, Insecta, Hemiptera, Aphididae. The record is from the annotation of a GenBank genome assembly.